This is a messenger RNA of Ogataea haglerorum, 816 nucleotides long. RefSeq lists its product as uncharacterized. The record is from RefSeq and is a predicted model, not a curated record. The coding region runs from base 1 to 816 and encodes 271 amino acids. Lineage: Eukaryota; Fungi; Ascomycota; Pichiomycetes; Pichiales; Pichiaceae. The transcript has a single exon.
AUGAAACAGUUUUGGGUACUCCCGCUACUUUGCAAGGUUGUUCUUGGACGUGCAAAUCCUGUUGCAUUUGCUGAGGCUCUUGCUUUGGAGCAUGGCUCCGAUUAUGCGAACACCAUGGGUGAGAUUGCAAUGCUGUAUCCAACUGAUAGAGAAUGGUCGGAAGAGGCUGAAACAAUCGCUCCCUGUGGGUCCUAUGCCAGUCCUAACAAUAGGUCGGAGUUCCCGUUGGACGAUGGUUUCGUGGCUUUGGUUGCAAAGUCUCACCAGGCGUGGUCUGUCAACCUCAAGAUCUCCUACAACAACAAUCCAAAGUCUAAUGAUGACUUCGACACCUGGGCUACCCACAACUUGACUAACCAGAUCGAUAUUGGACACACGUGCUUCUAUCUGCCAGACAUUCCUUCUAACAUCAAUAGCGGAGAUAAUGCUACCAUCCAGUUGGAGUACAUGGCUAUGGAAGAUGAGUCGAACGUGACUCACUACGCCUGUGCCGACAUUGAGUUUGUGGAGAAGAACGUCUUUGAGGUCACGGAGUACGCUCUGAACUGCUUCAAUGCCACUGACGACAACUACUAUUCCAGCGAUAUCACUGUGGACACUUCCUCCUGGCUCUCGUCUGCCUCCUCAGCACACUUUGCUACAUUGUCUGAGAGCACCACUUCCAAGGCUGCUACCACCACCACCUCCUCAAGCAGCAGCGGCACAACUACCUCUGCUAGCUCCUCUUCUUCCAGCUCCAAGGGCAUGGCAGGACAGGUCUCGGCCUCUGGUCCGUUCGGACUUUUGUUUGGCUCUCUCUUGUUCUUCCUUCUAUAG